CGGGUUUUUUGGCGAACCGGACUCCUUUUCCAUGUACGGCAGCAACCGGGUGAAGAGGAGACCUUCUCCCUACGAGAUGGAGAUCACCGACGGUCCUCAUACGAAAGUGGUUCGUCGCAUUUUUACCAAUAGCCGUGAGAGGUGGAGACAGCAGAAUGUCAACGGAGCCUUUGCAGAGCUUCGCAAGCUCAUCCCCACUCACCCACCAGACAAAAAGCUGAGCAAGAAUGAGAUUUUGCGCCUGGCUAUGAAAUACAUCAACUUCCUGGCCAAGCUGCUCAAUGAUCAGGAGGAAGAAGGAAACCAAAGGGGCAAAGUGAACAAAGACUCUGGGAUAGUCCAGGAAGACCUCCUGCAGGACAUGUUGUCUCCUAACUCUAGCUGUGGAAGUUCUUUAGACGGAGCGGCAAGCCCGGACAGCUUCACGGAAGAGCAUGAAACACUAGAUUCGAAGCACACACGGAGCCUGCACCAUGCCAUUCUCCCUGUAGAAGGCAAUGCGCAGCGGUGAUGACCUUCCACAUCGCUCCCAAAGC
Leptosomus discolor (cuckoo roller) is the source of this 536-nucleotide messenger RNA. The record is from RefSeq and is a predicted model, not a curated record. Lineage: Eukaryota; Metazoa; Chordata; Aves; Leptosomiformes; Leptosomidae.